This is a messenger RNA of Cokeromyces recurvatus, 666 nucleotides long. RefSeq names its product ERV/ALR sulfhydryl oxidase domain-containing protein. Gene Ontology annotation, molecular function: flavin adenine dinucleotide binding; flavin-dependent sulfhydryl oxidase activity. Bases 274 to 609 code for a protein of 111 amino acids. The record is from RefSeq and is a predicted model, not a curated record. Gene Ontology annotation, cellular component: mitochondrion. Lineage: Eukaryota; Fungi; Mucoromycota; Mucoromycetes; Mucorales; Mucoraceae. The transcript has 2 exons.
AUGAAUAUGUGUAUAUUUUAGUUCAUAGAAAGGAGUUUAAAUAUCGAAAUUAUUAUUAUUCAUGUUAUUAUAGAUGUCAUUUUGCUUAUUUUAUAAUUAUAAUUAUAAUUAACAAUGAAUGAAGACACAGCUAAUUCAAAACAGGGUUAGUACAGUGUGUACAAUACUUACUUACAAGCAUACAUAGCAAAUUCCUUUCUUACGUAUAACUUUUCGCUUUCUUUUUUUUCCUUAAAAAAAAAAAAAGAUAAUAACAAUAAUGAACAGUGGAUUAUGGAGAAUUGUCCAGCUGAUGUAGUGACAUUAGGAAGAGCUGCUUGGGUAUUAUUACACACCGCUGCAGCUUAUUAUCCUGAUCGACCUGCACCUUCUCAAAUGGAAUCAAUGCGAUCGUUUUUAAAUUCAUUUAUUGACAAUUAUCCAUGUUUUAGUAAAGAGUUUAAAGAAUAUAUAAAAGAAGACCCUAUUAAAGUAGGAAAUAGAAAAAAGUUAAGUGAAUGGCUAUGCCUACAGCACAAUAAAGUGAAUCAAAAAUUGGGUAAACCUUUAUUUGACUGUUCUCUUGUAUUUGAACGUUGGUUAGAACAAGGGUCUCCAUCAAAACGAUAAAUUAAUUAUGUGACAUUAUUUAUUAUAUUUUUUUAUGUAUUUGUAUAUUUGUAGUAG